Messenger RNA from Spodoptera littoralis (African cotton leafworm), 1488 nucleotides. The record is from the annotation of a GenBank genome assembly. Lineage: Eukaryota; Metazoa; Arthropoda; Insecta; Lepidoptera; Noctuidae.
AUGUUGUCCACAAUCAUACUCGCCGUAGCCAUCGUGGUACUAACCCUCACGUACCUCAGAGGCAAAUACAAUGAAAACUACUGGAAGAAAAGAGGAAUAGUCUUCUACAAUAGGAAUAAAACCCUUGGCCCUUUGUGGGAGUACAUGACUGGAGAAAGACCAUUGUUCCAAGUGUUUAACGAACUGUAUUGGAGAUAUGAAAAGGAACCUGUUGUUGGAUUGGGCUCGCUGGACUCGCCUGGACUGUAUGUAAAGGAUCCAACCAAUAUUCAGUUCAUCACACAAACUGACUUCCAGAACUUUAGCCACAGAGGCGUUACAGUUUUAGAAGAAGAUUACCUGGCCAAUAAUGUUCUGUUUUUACACGGUCAGAAAUGGAAAGUAAUCAGACAGAAGUUGACACCGAUUUUCACAACAGCGAAACUGAAAAACAUGUUCUACAUUAUUGACAAAAGCGCCCAGGACUUCAUAGAACAUUUGAAGCAAAACCCAGAAAAACUAAAAGGUGACACAUACGAACAUUUAAGUCAUUUCUGUACCGCUGCUCUCGCGGCUGCUGUAUUUGGAAUCACUACAAAAUCCACGUUUGAUUCUCCGUUCCGUGUAAUGGCGAAACAAGCAUUAACUCCUACAUUAUUUUCAAACAUUAGGUUCGCAAUAAAUAACGUCAGUGAUAAAGUCUUUAGAGCAUUGAGACUAAAAUUCUUCAAAGAACAAGAGGGCUUCUUUAUUGGAGCUAUUAAAGAGGUACUCAAACAACGCAGAUUAGAUACUACUGCCCGACACGACUUCAUAGAUUUGUGUAUUGAUCUUCAAAAGAAUGGUCCAAUGGUGGAUAGCGAUACUGGAUACACGUUGGAACCUACAGACGAGCUACUGGCAGCUCAAGCGUUCUUCUUCUUCUUAGCUGGCAUUGACCCCACUACUGCUGGAGCAUUUGGACCUUUGUAUGAAUUGGGUAAACACCCAGAAAUCCAGAAGAAGGUACAAGAUGAGGUAGAUGCUGUCUUCGAGAAAUACGGCGGCAAGCUGACGUAUGAUGCAGUACUGGAACUGAAGUACACCGACUGUGUAUUCAAUGAGGGUCUUCGUUUGCAUCCUCCAAUUGGCUUCAACACGCGGCAGUGUGUGCAAGACUCCGUUCUGCCUGUCGGCAAUGUGCCUGUUGAGAAAGGUACGAAGAUAUUCAUACCUACAUAUGAGUUGCACCACGAUCCUAAAUAUUUCCCGGAACCUGAGAGGUUCGACCCUGAUCGCUUUGUUAGAGGAGAGGUGAGUGAUACGAUAUACAUGCCAUUUGGUAUUGGUAAAAGAUUGUGCAUUGGUGUACGAUAUGCUCGUAUGCAGAUCCUGACUGCUUUCGCCCAUCUCUUAAGAAACUACACACUGGUCACGCACAUUAAAAAAGGCGGUGUACAGUAUAGAAAGGAGCAAUUCCAAGUGCGGCUCGAUAACUGUGAUAUCGAGUUGGUGCCCAGGGAACAGUGA